UCUAUAAGUACGCAUAGUUGCCUGAUUUUGAUACGAUAACAAAGUCUUUCAGUUAAAUCAAGAAAGAACAAAAGAUGGUUAACUUUGUGUUUCUCACUUUGAUCGGUUUUUCUUUGUGUUUGCUACUAUGGGGUGGUUUGAAAGCCCUUUAUUCACUUUGGUGGAGACCAAAGAAACUUGAGAAGGAAUUGAAGCGACAAGAGAUUAAAGGGUCUCCAUACAUACUACUCUAUGGUGUAGACUUGAAAGAGUAUAUCAACUGUAUAACUGAAGCAUGGUCCAAACCGAUCAAUCUGAAUCACCAGAUAACGUCGCGUGUCGUCCCUUAUGUCAAGAAUCUUGUUCAGCAGUAUGGGAAGGUAUCACUGACUUGGAAUGGAACAACUCCUAGGCUAAUCAUCAUGGACCCAAAGAUGAUGAAAGAAGUCUUAUCUGAAAAAAACGGCAAUUUCCAGAAGCCACCAUUGAACCCUCUCAUUCUGAUGCUUGCAAAGGGACUGACUGUGUUGGAAGGAGAGGAAUGGUCCAAACAUAGAAGAAUUAUCAAUCCUGCAUUUCACCAAGAGAAAUUGAAGUGUAUGAUGCCUGCAUUUUCGACUAGUUGUAUCGAGUUAAUUGAGAGUUGGAAGAAGUUGGUAGAUCCUACUAAAGGUUCUUGUGAAUUGGAUGUGUGGCCUGAAAUGGGGAAACUAACUGCUGAUGUUAUUUCACGGACUGCUUUUGGAAGCAAUUAUGAAGAAGGCAAGAGACUCUUUCAACUACAAAAGGAACAGAUUCUACUAGUUGUUGAAGCUAUGCAAAUGUUAUACAUCCCCGGUUAUAGGUUCAUACCUACAAAAAAGAACAAGAGGAGACAGUAUCUAGCUAAGGAGAUAAAUGGUAUACUUAGAGGGUUUAUUAGUAAACGAGAAGAGUUGAUGAAAACCGAUUCGUCAAGUAGUACUAAUGACUUGCUAGGAUUGCUACUGCAAUCUAGUUACUCAGAAAGCAAUGGAUUGACCAUUGAAGAUGUUAUUGAGGAAUGCAAGGUUUUUUACUCAGCUGGUCAAGAAACAAAUUCAACCUUUCUAACAUGGGCGAUAGUCGUAUUGGCAAUGCACCCGAAUUGGCAAGAGAAAGCAAGAGACGAAGUAGAGAGAAUUUGUGGCAAAAAAGUGCCCGAUUUCAAGGAUAUUACGCAUUUCAAGAUUAUGACAAUGAUACUAAACGAAGUCUUAAGGUUAUAUCCACCCGUAGUCGAAGUAUAUCGACACACUUGCAAAAGAACCAAACUAGGAGAUAUCUCCAUACCAGCGGGAGUCGAUCUGACUCUUCCGAUACUUCUUAUUCAUCAUGAAAAUGAAUAUUGGGGUGAUGAUGCUGACGAAUUCAGACCAGAGAGAUUUGCUGACGGAGUUUCGAAUGCCUCAAAGGAUAAUCAAGCAUCAUUCUUUCCAUUUGGAUGGGGUCCUAAGGUUUGUAUAGGCCAAAACUUUGCUAUGAUUGAAGCUAAAAUGGCUUUGGCUAUGAUUCUGCAAAACUUCUCUUUUGAGCUCUCACCGUCUUAUGCUCAUGCUCCGUACACUGUCAUGACUCUUCAACCUCAACAUGGAGCUCAAAUCAUACUACACCAACUCUAGCUAAGUUACACUGAAAUUGUAACAAUAAUGUGAUCCUUAAUAGCAAGAAAAGUGUGUACUAGUUCUACGUUUUGCUGUAUUGUGAUCUUCGAUAUUGCACAUCAUGUGUGUUUCUCCUAUUCUUUCACGAAUUGGUAGUGUGUACUUAUGUGACCCAGUAUAAAAGUAUCCUGUGUAUUUGACAUUCAGAAUCG
Molecule: messenger RNA, 1813 nt
Organism: Papaver somniferum (opium poppy)
Lineage: Eukaryota; Viridiplantae; Streptophyta; Magnoliopsida; Ranunculales; Papaveraceae
Product: cytochrome P450 72A15-like
Exons: 5
Coding region: 75-1619 (514 amino acids)
Molecular function (GO): monooxygenase activity; iron ion binding; heme binding
Source: RefSeq, a predicted model, not a curated record